AAUUUUUACUGCAACUCAAACGGAGCGAGAAAGUCAAGAAUUCAGUCGGGUUGUUGACGCGUAAGCGAAUGGAUGAGCGUUUGGAGGUGGUACGAAGACGAGCCAAGUGUGUGAUUAAGAAAAAAAUUAUAAGUAUAAGGCAAAGUGAAGUAAGAGAAGGAUAAGAAUGGUGUAAAAAAUGUGGGAAUAAAUUAAAUAUUUUAGUGUUGAUUUUUAAAAAUUAAAAUGAAAAGUAUAAAGAAUUAUAAUCUGCUUCUAAAAAAUAAAAGCCUAAAAAAUUUUUUGUGAGAAAAAAAUUUAUAUACAGUAUUAAAGGGUGUGUAGUGAAAUAAAAAACUAUUUAUGUAAAAGAAAGUUUUAAAAUCCAAGAAUCAUAAAGGCAUUAAGCAAUUAAAAAAAAAAAAUCUCACAAAAAUCCCACACAAUUUCGCUUUUUUUCUAUUCUUCGUGAUUUUGUUUUUUUGCGCUGACUUGUCGUAUUAUUGUAUUAUUUAAUCCCAUUCUAGUCGAAUUCAUAUGCAUACAUGUAUGUAUGUAAGUAGUGUUCCUUAGGCAGUUUGUUAAAUGCUCGUAAUCAAUAAACCAAUAUGUCAUGUUCAUUCUUGUACUGCCGGCGUUUUCAAGUCAUCUGCGCUUAUAACAAUAUAAAUGGUUGUUGUUGUUGUCAUUCGUGUUCCAGCCAUGCCGUUCUAGUGCGUACAGAGCACCACACACUUAACUGUUGACAGAAGUGCCGCGCAGAAUUUUCGAUUCAGACCAAAAAGUGCGCUCAACAUAAACGGUCGUGGCCUAAAAAGCAGCGCGAAAAAGGUGGAGCGAAUUUUUCAAGAGAAAUCAUUAAUAAAAUUUAAAGGACAACUCGUCGUGCUUAUAAUUUAUAAUUUUUUUAAUAAAUUUUGAAAGUGUUAAAAAGUUAAAAAAUAUUCAAAAAUUAGCAAAAAAAUUUAGUGAAAAAAAAAUUAAAAUUUAGUUAAAUUAUCUAUAUUUUCAACAAUAUUUGUCGUAAAAGCGCGUAUUUUCCAAUUAGACAUCGCAUUUGGCUUGUGCCUCUUGUUUUUGGAUUCUGAAAUAUAUGCGCAUUUUUGUGUUUAUCACAAAAUGUCUAAAAUUUUAAAGACUCUGCUUUUAUUCUGCUCAUUAUGGCAUGCGAUAUUGUGCGCUGAACUCAAUACGACUGUGGCACAAGUGAAAUUAUUACCCGCAGACAUCGAGAAAGCGCUACUUUUGGCUAAUGCUGCCAAUACAACAGAGUCGGCGUCGUCGUCGGAGGAUACGGAAAUCAUCGAAGUUCCUGAAGAUGCUACGUAUUUGGUAGCAGCGGUUACCAACUCCUCCGAUGAGCAAAUACGUCGACGACGUCAGCUUUUUUACGAUCCCUCCCUAUUGUUGCUCACAAAUUAUGGCACUGAAGGUGGCAAAUGCAUUACUGCACGCGGUUAUGCCGGCAUUUGUAUGCGCUUUACUGGCUGUCAGCCGUAUUAUCGCGCCAAACGGCAGUUUAAUUUUCUUAAUCUACGUCAGUGGCCACAAGUGCCGAGUAUAGGACAGGAUGUCUGCAGUUUUUAUGAUCAGUUCGGACGGCCAAAUACGGGCAUCUGCUGUACAGGCACAUUUGUGGGUGGUGCCUAUCCUGGUGCUGGCGUGUUUCCACCUUUCAUUUAUCCAGGCGGUGUUAGUCCGCUGCCCACACCACCAGUCGAACCAACAGCGCCCACACAACCAGCGCUAGCCGAGGAGGAGUUUGAGGAAGAUAAGGAUGAAGAAGAUAUUAUUGAGUUGGAUCAUCCUACAGAAGUCGAUCCAUUAGUCGACCCUUUGCAUAAGCCGACAAGUGCUGAUAAGCCAGACACCAAUGUCGUUUACGAUCCCAUCAAUGAAGAUGUGGAUGAGAAAACAGAAACGACGACAGCAAAACCGGCAACGUUCUACAAUGAAUUCGCUUACCAAUGGCCGAACCAAUUUGGUAAUCAAUUCUCUAGCGUGCACCAAUGGCCACCACCGUUGCCGACACAUCCACCAUCGGCCGCCGUCUGGCCGCCUCCACUUCCAACACAUCCACCCAAUCAUCAUUAUCCAACACACGCUUCGGUGACCACAAAACCAAGCACGCCAGCAAACUCACCGUCAGUAACCACACGUCGCACCACUACACGACGUCCAACAGCUGUGACUACACCACGUCCGGUGCCGACUACGACACGCCGUCCAAGCUAUCCUAGUUACCCAGCAUACCCUGGCUACCCAAAUUACCCCAGCUACCCGACGUACCGUCCAACUGCUGCUCCCACAACAACAACGCGACGUCCGACCACACCGAUUUCAAGCGGCUCGUCGAAUUACGGCUUGCCUGCACAAUGUGGCAUUAAGAAUCCCGCAGCGCCGGAUCAAGAACGUAUUGUGGGCGGCACAAAUGCCAGUCCGAAUGAAUUCCCAUGGAUUGCGGUAUUAUUCAAAUCGGGCAAACAGUUUUGUGGUGGCAGUGUAAUAACGAAUAAUCAUAUUUUGACAGCGGCGCAUUGUGUCUCCAGAAUGACCUCGUGGGAUGUGGCGGCACUGACGGCACAUCUCGGCGACUACGAUAUACGUACCAAUUACGAGGUACAACAUGUUGUACGCCGUAUCAAACGUUUGGUGCGUCACAAAGGCUUCGAUUUUAGCACACUGCACAACGACAUCGCCAUAUUGACUGUAAAUGAACCCAUAAAAUUCACUUAUGAGGUCCAACCCAUUUGCCUGCCCAGCUCAAGCAGUCAGUUGAGUCGUAGCUACAGCGGUAAGGUAGCAACAGUUGCAGGCUGGGGCAGCUUGCGUGAGAACGGUCCACAGCCGUCAAUUCUGCAGAAAGUACAGAUACCCAUUUGGGCGAAUCAUGAUUGCGCGCGGAAAUAUGGACGUGCGGCGCCGGGUGGCAUCAUCGAAUCGAUGGUGUGUGCCGGCCAGGCGUCCAAGGAUUCGUGUAGUGGUGACUCUGGCGGUCCUUUGAUCGUCAAUGAGGGCGGACGCUAUACACAGGUCGGCAUCGUGUCGUGGGGCAUUGGCUGUGGCAAAGGCGAAUAUCCGGGCGUGUAUACGAGAAUCACCUCAUUAUUGCCAUGGAUUUACAAAAAUAUUAAAUAGUACGAAUAACAUAUAAAGCUGAAAAUAAAACCGAAAACAAAGUGAUAAUUUUUAUACAAAUCGAUUUCUAGAUUUCUAUAGUAUUAUUUGUAUAGAUGGAAUGAAUAAAUUACUAUGCG
Messenger RNA from Bactrocera oleae (olive fruit fly), 3236 nucleotides. RefSeq names its product lethal (2) k05911. NCBI's taxonomy places the organism in Eukaryota, Metazoa, Arthropoda, Insecta, Diptera, Tephritidae. Gene Ontology annotation, biological process: proteolysis. The record is from RefSeq and is a predicted model, not a curated record. Gene Ontology annotation, molecular function: serine-type endopeptidase activity.